GAACACAUCGAUGUCUGACCUCCCGACUCAGCCAGCAGCACACGAUAAAACCUGCGUAUUGUAACCUGAAUCAGCAGCGCCGCUAAACAGAAUGGUUUCCCUUUCCCAUUGAGACCAAUAUGUGUAGCCUGUGUGUGUUUAGUUUGAGUGCAGCGAGCUCACAAAGUGCGCAGAGCGUUUUAUCUCGGUAGCUGACGUGAACGCUAGCUGUGCGAAGCGGCUGUCUCUAAAUCUGGCUCCUUCAAUCGCUGAACAGACACCUCUCUGUUGGCUAAGCACCAUGUAUUUGUUACGUUUAGUGUGCCGCCACAAGACAGCCCUGGUCAUUGGCACUGUGUGCAGCUUUGCUGUAGUUCUUGUCUUCUUGGCCAAAUGUACCUCAGAAACUUUGAAACAGGGCCAUGCAGAUCCUCCAGGCCUAGCCCCCCAUGCCAUUGCAUUGCAACCCCGUCCAGAGCAGCAUAAUCCCUCCUCCACAUCCAAAGACUUGUCAGCAUUUCUCGUGGUCCUAAUCACAACCGGUCCUAAGUACACUGAGCGCAGGAGCAUCAUCCGCAGCACCUGGCUGGCCAAGCGGGACUCCGAUGUUCUGGCCAUGUUUGUGGUAGGAACUCAGGGGCUUUCCAGCGAGGACCUUCAGAACCUUAACACAGAGCAAGGGCGGCACAAAGACCUGCUCUUAAUGCCUGACUUGCGAGAUUCCUACGAGAACUUAACACUCAAGCUGCUUCACAUGUACUCCUGGCUGGACCAGAAUGUGGAGUUCAAGUUUGUCCUCAAAGCAGAUGAUGACACAUUUGCUCGCUUGGACCUCCUUAAAGAGGAACUGAAAGGGAAAGAGCCCAGCCGGUUGUACUGGGGCUUCUUCUCAGGGAGAGGGCGAGUGAAAACUGCUGGGAAGUGGCGGGAAAGCGCUUGGGAGCUCUGUGACUACUACCUGCCCUAUGCGCUGGGUGGUGGCUACAUCCUCUCGGCUGAUCUCGUGCGUUACGUUCAUCUUAACGCAGGCUACUUCAAAACGUGGCAGAGUGAGGAUGUGUCCCUGGGCGCCUGGCUGGCACCAGUGGAUGUUCGACGGACUCAUGACACACGCUUUGACACAGAGUACAAAUCGCGUGGUUGCAACAACAAGUACUUGGUGACACACAAGCAGAGCUUAGAGGACAUGUUGGAAAAGCACCAGACUCUGCAGCGUGACAACAGGCUGUGCAAGGAAGAAGUCAAGCUGCGAUUGUCCUAUGUGUAUGACUGGAGUGUGCCACCCUCACAGUGUUGUCAAAGAAAGGAUGGCAUUCCUUAAUGUUUCUCCUUUUCACAAAGCUGAAGUUGGCUUCCACUUUGGAAAAGUUAACUGAUAAUGUUCCUCUGCCAGUUCUCUGUUGUUACACCAUAUUAAGUUGUGAAAAGGGAGACACAAUAGUAAAAGACUUCUUGAUGUUAAAUCCCGUUUCAGGUUGUAAAAUCCUGAAAAAAGGGUUAUUUUAAUGUUACUUUGUUUUCUCCAUUCAAAACAUGUAAGAGCAAGUUAAGCUCAAAAACUACUAUACACAAUAUUUUUUUCUCUGUUUUCACAAACCUAAAACCGGGUUUAAACAAUCUUUAGAUUCACCAUGUCAAUUUAUUCAGGGUUUGACAAGUUUAAUGGUUGUUGAGCUAGAUCUGGUCUAAUGUGGUUCUAGUGGACAAAAGCUAAAUACAAUUGCCCUUCUUGUAUUUUCACAAACAAUACAGGUUUUCACAAAUAUGUUAAUCCAGUCCAUGUUUGACAAAUACAGUAUUUUUCUUUUUUAAAUCCAAACCUAUGUAAGGUGGUCUGAAUGGAGAAAAAAUCAAAUCACCUUAUUUUCAGCUCUCGCGGAGUGGGGUUUUAAACAGUCCUGGAUUUUUUACUACUGAGUUUCGCAACUCUUAAGUAGUGUUACAGCAGAGACUUGGCUGAGAAAUAUUAUUCCUAUUACUCCCAAAACACAAGCUAAGAGUCAGAAGCCAAUUCCAUGUCCUUGUGAGUUCCUUCGGCCUUGUCAUGUUGACCCAUGGUCAUGUCAGUGCUUUCUUUCCCGCCAGCUGACCACAUUGGUGGCUUACUUCUCUCUCUCUCUCUGUCUGUGCUUAUUCUGCUGUACCUCUUGCUAAAUAUGUUCAAACACUAUGAGAUAUGUUUCGAAGGUUGUUUCAGUGUAGUAGAUAGUACAGGGGAACACAGACGGGAGAGUCUUACCUUGCCAUGAUGUCUACAUUUUGGUUGUGAAAGAAGUUUUUUUUUGUAUUUUAUUUAUUGUUAAUUUAUUAUGCAGCAAACCCAACACACUGUUAUUAGGUUUGGAUAGAGCCACAGUGGAUGUGGUUACUGCUUGUGAGUAGAAUUUGUAUUUAUAAACAUGUCGGGACAUAAAAUUUACAGAAUUUAAUGGAAAAGAAAUGUCAAGCUUUUGUUUACGGUCAACGGUACACAAGGUGUUUCAUGACUUGCACAGAAUGUGUCAGAGAAAAUGGUUGAAUGUGUUUUAUUCAGCAGCUGGCCUUCUUAUUCCCUUUAUGUGGGGAGUUAGUGAUGAUAUUUACAUUUCCAAGGCAACAGCCACACUUUAAAGUGGAGGUCAGUACACUUACUGUGCAGAGAUAUCAAGUUAUUUGUGAAUGUUUGUUUGCAGCGUAUCACAGAUUCAGACUGAGAAACUCGAUAUAGACCAGCAGCUGGCACUUGGUCACUUUUUUAAACGAGAAAUAUUAUUUUAAAGUCAAUAAAUCAUGAGUUAUUAUUUGUUUUAUUAUUUGUUUUUUGUUUUUCUGAUGUUAGGCUCUCCAACCCAAACUUGCCCUGUGAUGACAGUAGCUGUGUCCCAAAGCUUUGACAUAUGUGCAGCAGCUUUGAUUAUCCGGUACAAUAUGUUGGUGUACUGGUUAAGUAAUUAAGGAAUGCUGAUUUUUUAAAAA
Molecule: messenger RNA, 2934 nt
Organism: Scomber scombrus (Atlantic mackerel)
Lineage: Eukaryota; Metazoa; Chordata; Actinopteri; Scombriformes; Scombridae
Gene: b3galt6
Product: UDP-Gal:betaGal beta 1,3-galactosyltransferase polypeptide 6
Exons: 2
Coding region: 281-1300 (339 amino acids)
Biological process (GO): glycosaminoglycan biosynthetic process
Cellular component (GO): membrane
Molecular function (GO): UDP-galactosyltransferase activity
Source: RefSeq, a predicted model, not a curated record